Pan troglodytes (chimpanzee) is the source of this 1398-nucleotide messenger RNA. Its product is annotated as Y-box-binding protein 2-like. Bases 1 to 1005 code for a protein of 334 amino acids. Gene Ontology annotation, molecular function: nucleic acid binding. The transcript is spliced from 3 exons. Lineage: Eukaryota; Metazoa; Chordata; Mammalia; Primates; Hominidae. The record is from RefSeq and is a predicted model, not a curated record.
AUGGAUCGAGGCCCCGCCAAUGUUCGUAUUGAUUGGGACCUGGGUGAGAGAAGCUUCAGCUCAACAAGAGGGGAGGCGGGGUCUGCGCGAGCGGCGGCAGCGGGCUGCCAUUGGCCUCGGCUCCGGGCCCGCUGCCGGCGUGUCGGCGAGGCUAGGGGCGCGAGGACCGAGCAGGGCGCAAUCCAAGUCCUGGGCACUGUCAAAUGGUUCAACGUCCGGAAUGGUUACGGAUUCAUCAACAGGAAUGACACCAAGGAAGAUGUCUUUGUUCACCAGGAAACAGCUAUUAAAAGAAACAACCCCAGGAAGUUUCUGCGCAGCGUUGGAGAUGGGGAGACUGUGGAAUUUGAUGUCGUGGAAGGAGAGAAGGGCGCAGAAGCCACUAAUGUAACUGGGCCCGGGGGAGUACCCGUGAAGGGCAGCCGUUAUGCCCCCAACCGACGUAAGUCCCGCCGAUUCAUCCCCCGGCCUCCCUCAGUUGCCCCACCACCCAUGGUGGCAGAGAUCCCCUCGGCGGGGACAGGACCUGGCAGUAAAGGGGAGCGGGCUGAAGACUCUGGGCAACGGCCCAGACGAUGGUGCCCCCCACCCUUCUUCUACCGACGGCGGUUUGUGCGAGGCCCCCGGCCUCCCAACCAGCAGCAGCCUAUAGAGGGCACUGACAGGGUAGAACCCAAAGAGACAGCCCCAUUGGAGGGGCACCAACAGCAGGGAGAUGAGCGGGUCCCCCCUCCCAGAUUCCGGCCCAGGUACCGAAGGCCUUUCCGCCCCAGGCCACGCCAGCAGCCUACCACAGAAGGUGGGGAUGGUGAGACCAAGCCCAGCCAAGGUCCCGCUGAUGGUUCCCGGCCUGAGCCCCAGCGCCCACGAAACCGCCCCUACUUCCAGCGGAGACGGCAGCAGGCCCCUGGCCCCCAGCAGGCCCCUGGCCCCCGGCAGCCCGCAGCCCCUGAGACCUCAGCCCCUGUCAACAGUGGGGACCCCACCACCACCAUCCUGGAGUGAUUCCAACUCAAAGGACACCCAGAGCUGCCAUCUGGUAUCUGCCAGUUUUUCCAAAUGACCUGUACCCUACCCAGUACCCUGCUCCCCCUUUCCCAUAAUUCAUGACAUCAAAACACCAGCUUUUCACCUUUUCCUUGAGACUGAGGAGGACCAAAGCAGCAGCCUUUUGCUUUUUCUUUUUUCUUCCCUCCCCUUAUCAAGGGUUGAAGGAAGGGAGCCAUCCUUACUGUUCAGAGACAGCAACUCCCUCCCGUAACUCAGGCUGAGAAGGAACCAGCCAGCUCUUACCUCCUCCUGGUUGCUUUUCUUCCCCCCACCCCAAGUUUAUUUUUGUUUUCCCCCGGCCCCCUACCUCUGAAGCCAUUUUAUGAUCUGUCAUGUGCCACCUGAGCC